UUUUGAUUCUUAUUCAUUUUAUUUUUGGUUUAUUAUUCUUUCAAUAUUUUAUACUUGUUUCUUCUGAUAGCACCGUGGAUUGAAAUUAAGAUCGCAUAGUUACGAUUGAAGUGGAAAGCGGUAAAGCCAUGCUUUCCUUUCCGAAGUCGCGCAUGCUGCUAGGACUAGGCAAGCGACUCAAGUUCCCUGUACCAACUCGAAGUUUCGCAUCGUCAAAUGAGCCGGAUGUCGACCUUAGUCAGUCGGAAGUUCGUCACGCCGCGAGUUUGUCGGGAAAACAAGGAACCGAGCAGUUAUCCGAAUCUAUAAGGCCAUGGGCAGAACGAUUGGAUGAUUUAAAUCAAGGAGCGCGGCUCCCCAGAAGUGUGCAAGCGCUUUACUUGCGUCCUCUUCGAAGAAAGGCCCAGUACGGUCUCCCAGUCUGUGAUCUCCAAUUGAGAUCGUACAGUGUACGGAACGUCGAAUUUUUCGCCGAUUUUGCCAUACGUGCGGCAUACUAUCUGAAACUCCCCGUUUCGGGACCUGUGCCGUUGCCGCGCAUUGUUGAGCGCUGGACAUUCCCACGAAGUAAUUUCGUACAUAAGAAAAGCCAAGAAAAUUUUGAAAGGAUAACACUUCGACGAUUGAUUCAGAUCAAAGAUGGCAAUCCGCAGACUGUACAGACGUGGCUGGCCUUUUUACGAAAGCACUCCUUCUAUGGAGUAGGUCUAAAGGCAAAUGUUUGGGAGCAUGAAAGUCUCGACGUGGCUAAAACUAUGGAUGAUGCGAUGCCCGAGAUUGAGCAAUCACUUGAACCGCACCUCUCCCAAUUUGGCCAGAGAAAAGAUAGGGGUGGUGACCAAUCGAUAUUGGAUAUCUUGGAAAGCGAGCGAUUUACCCAGAACAAGGCGAGAAAUCGCGUCCAAUUCAAAGGUCUAAUUCAACAUCGGCGCAGUUCAUCAUACUCCACAAAAACAUCAUCAGCAACCCACCAAACGAUAUUCUCGGGGAUACAGCCAACCGGUGUACCGCACUUGGGUAAUUAUUUGGGAGCUUUGCGUGAAUGGGUUCAAUUACAAAACGGUGCCACAGAGGGAACAAAAUUGCUAUUCUCUGUAGUUGACCUUCACGCAUUGACAGUGCCUCAAGAUGCCCCCCGGUUACGGAAUUGGAGGAAGGAGAUGUUUGCGAUCCUUCUCGCCGUGGGCCUAGAUCCUGCAAGGUCGGCGAUAUUUUACCAAUCCGAUGUCCCCGCACACACCGAAUUGUUCUGGAUACUGAGCACAGUGGCCUCUAUGGGGUAUCUAUCACGUAUGACCCAAUGGAAGAGCAAGCUUCAAUUACCGGAGAAUACAAAUCUGGAAGACUCGGCAGCAAGAUCGAAACUUCGGCUAGGCCUAUUCUCAUAUCCCGUUCUCCAAGCAGCAGACAUCUUAGUCCAUAGGGCUACACAUGUCCCCAUAGGGGAGGACCAGAGGCAACACCUUGAAUUUUCCAGAAACACCGCAAAUAGCUUUAAUCACCUCUAUGGGUCCAUUUUCCCACUACCUGAGGCGCUCAUAUCACCCGCAAAACGAGUGAUGUCUUUCAAAGAACCAACUCUGAAGAUGUCAAAAUCCCACCCCGAUGAACGAUCAAGGAUUUUGCUCUCCGAUACCCCGGAAGAUAUUCACAGAAAGAUAAAGGGCGCACUUACGGACUCGGAGCCGCAGCUCAAAUAUGACCCAGAUAACCGUCCAGGUGUCUCUAACUUGAUUGAAAUUCUCGCUCAUUUUGAAGGCAAAUCGUGCGAAGAAGUGGUCUCAGAAUUCCAGAACUCAAGCCUUGGGGCUCUAAAGGGACACGUUGCUAGCAAGGUUGCUAACCAUCUCCAGCCGAUAAGGGAGAAAUAUUUUGCUCUCAUAGAAAACAAAACAGGUUACCUUGAAGAUGUUGCGAACCAAGGCAGUCAGGCCGCGCGUUCCAACGCUGAAAGUACUAUGAAGCAAGUUAAAGAAGCACUAGUUAUAUAUUAAGUAAAAUGAUGCAACAUGGAGAAAUUGAAUUGGGAUUCUUUUCACCCCCCCCCAAUGCUGGAUUAUUUGAGGAUAUGCCCUACUGAAUUGGGGUUUUAUUUAGUAGGUUGAGUUUUUCAAAGUAUCCCAGUCAGUCGAGUCGGUCAUCUUUUGACUAGAUAUAGCAUACAGCUAUCAAUACCACAUUUAAGUCAUUUUGAUUGCAUUUGCGAGGU
Molecule: messenger RNA, 2209 nt
Organism: Aspergillus glaucus CBS 516.65
Lineage: Eukaryota; Fungi; Ascomycota; Eurotiomycetes; Eurotiales; Aspergillaceae
Product: tryptophan--tRNA ligase MSW1
Exons: 12
Coding region: 129-1994 (621 amino acids)
Biological process (GO): translation; mitochondrial tryptophanyl-tRNA aminoacylation
Cellular component (GO): ribosome; mitochondrion; mitochondrial matrix
Molecular function (GO): ATP binding; tryptophan-tRNA ligase activity; structural constituent of ribosome
Source: RefSeq, a predicted model, not a curated record